Messenger RNA from Auxenochlorella protothecoides, 2178 nucleotides. RefSeq lists its product as hypothetical. Gene Ontology annotation, biological process: retrograde transport, vesicle recycling within Golgi; Golgi organization. NCBI's taxonomy places the organism in Eukaryota, Viridiplantae, Chlorophyta, Trebouxiophyceae, Chlorellales, Chlorellaceae. The coding region runs from base 1 to 2178 and encodes 725 amino acids. Gene Ontology annotation, cellular component: Golgi cisterna; Golgi membrane. The record is from RefSeq and is a predicted model, not a curated record. The transcript has 6 exons.
AUGGCGUCGUGGCUGCAGCAGCGCUUGAAGGAGGCGGAGGGCCUGCUGCAGGCCGUGGAUCAGACGGCAAAGGGAGUUAAAAGCACGGCAGGCGCCGCUUUGGAAGGCUCCACGGACGCCCGCGAUGCUCACCAUGCCCCUCCGAUCCCGCGUUCUGUGAGGAAGGAGGUCCCCGAGCGCGAGAAUCUGGGCGUGCGGCGCCCCCUGCGAGUCUCCCCGGCAACCUCUGCCUCCGGCAGGGUCUCCCCAUCAACGAGGGGGAGAGCGGGCGGCCCGCCGGGCCCGCAGGCCGGCCCAUCCAGCAGGGCCGUCGAGGCGAGGGAAGAGACCGGCACCUCCCCGGAUGCCUCUGGGAGCCCUGUGGAGCAGGUGUCCCACCCCACCUCUGUGGAGAUGACCUGGGAGCAGCUGUCGCAGCAAUCCGACGGGGACAGCAGCGUCCGUCCCGGGGUCCAAUUGGACCCUCCCAACCUCUCAGAGGGAGGAGAGGGGGUGGGCGAGAGCCCCGACGCCGCCUCGGCCGGCGUGCCGGGUGUCACUGAGGAGCCCGACAGCAGCGAGGACAGCCGGUCUGCAGAGCGCGUGCUGCGCUCCAUGGGUGAGGAGGCGGACCCCUGGGGAGGCCCGGCCCCGGCGCUGGGCCACCUGGUCGGCGCCGAGUCUGACACAGCGGCCCCGACGCCCCACCCCCGGCUGGAUCGGCCGCCCUUUGCAGCCGAUGCGGCCACCGAGGAGGACGAACGAGCACCCCCACUCCUGCCCGGAUCCACGGGCCAAGGCCAAGAAGGGCUGGACGAUGCGGAGCCGCGCCCUGACAUUCGCCAGGUGGCCAGCGAUGCCCGCGAGGCGCAUGAUAGUGUCAGGGAUGUGGCUGAGCCUGAUGGUUUUGCAGACGCUCACCAUACACCACGGCUGGGAGGCUCGGUAGGAGCUGGCAUGGCCGCAGUGGGCAAGGUAGGCGGGGCCGAGAGCUCGGGGGACCUCCAGCAGCCGACCGAGGCUGUGCCUCUUGCGCCCGGCGAAGAAGCAGCGGCAGCCUCGACGGCGCAGGCGGCCGCUGGGGGCGAUGAAGGGGACCCUGUCCCUGGACCCCGGGCGGGAAUGCCAUCGACACUGGGGGCCGAGACGUCGGCCUUUGAAGAAGGCGAUUCCCGGGAUGCGCAGGAUGAGCUCGGCACCGCGCCGCUGGAGGAGCAGCCAGACCCUGGUGUGUCGGGGGGAGCGGAAGACGAGCCGGGGCAGGCUGGUUCUGGCACAGGAGACACCUCAGAGGCGCCUGCGACCGACGGUGUGAUUCCCUCAGAGGAGGCAGGCCAAGACGUCGCCGUAGCGAUGGCGGCCGCGGCGACGACUUUGGCGCCAGCGUCAGCGCCGACAGGCAUGCCUCCUGCCGCGACACCGGUCGACGCACCAGCACCGACCGCUGCGACGGCACUGCCCGCAGCGCCGACCGCGCUGCCCGCGGCCUCUUCCUCCGGCACCCCGAACCCAGCGCCGCAGCAGGCGCAGGCGCGGGAGGCGCGCCUGGUGCGCAUGGUGGAGCAGCUGAAGGCCCGGCUGGAGGCCGCCCGCUCUGAGAACGAGCAGCUGGAGGAGGGGGCGGCGCUGGAGGCACGCCUCGCAGCCCGCGGCGACCCUGGCGAGGGGGAGGAUGGCGAGCGCGCGGCGGAGGCCCUGGGGUCGCGCGUCGCCGAGCUGGAGGCGGAGCUGGCUUCGGCGACGGCAGCCGCCGAGGCAGCCGAGGCCGCGCGCGCCGAGGCCACUGCCGACGCCGCCCACGUCCGCGCAGAGCUGGCCGGCGCGCGGCAGGCGCUGGCCGAGUCGCGGCACGCCGACGUGGUCGACUACCAGCGCCGCGCGCGCGAGGCCACGGAGCUCCUCUUCGCCAAGCAGGCGCAGCUGGAGCGCGCGUCGGCGGACCGCGCCGCGCUGCACUGUAAGUCUCCGGUCCGCGUGCGCUUGACGCCGAUGCCCUCUGGCGGUGGAGGAAGAGCGGCGGUGCGUAUCCUGCGGACCUACCCCGCGGGCCGCUUGGUGGUGCUGGCCUACCUCCUCUUUGUGCACGUCAUGAUGUACCUGCUGCUGCACCGCCUCCAGCGCCGUGCGUUCGAGGGCGGCGGCCGGACGGGCCUCAGCGUGGCCGCCCUGCGCGCCCACCGCGACGAGAUCGGGACCUAG